Messenger RNA from Telopea speciosissima, 2437 nucleotides. Its product is annotated as transcription factor bHLH74-like. Bases 631 to 1926 code for a protein of 431 amino acids. The transcript has 8 exons. NCBI's taxonomy places the organism in Eukaryota, Viridiplantae, Streptophyta, Magnoliopsida, Proteales, Proteaceae. The record is from RefSeq and is a predicted model, not a curated record. Gene Ontology annotation, biological process: regulation of DNA-templated transcription. Gene Ontology annotation, cellular component: nucleus. Gene Ontology annotation, molecular function: protein dimerization activity; DNA-binding transcription factor activity.
UGCUGAAAUUUUUAUUUAUUUUAGAACCAAAGUAAAAAAAAGGGAAUCUCCUUUCUUUUUUUAUUUUAUUUUGUUAUUGCAAGAGUGAGCUGUUAAAGAUUGCCGUUCAUUUCUUCUUUGUCUCCUUUAUGAUCUGAAAGGUUCACUUUCUUGUCUGUGGACUGUGGGGGCAAAAUUUUCCCUUCUUUUUAACACUUUUUGUGUAGGCUUGAUGUUAGGGUUUUAGAAACCAGAAGUUAAGUUUCUGUAGGUGAGUAACAUUACGGGCGUUGUGGUUCGGAUUUCUUUUUUUUUUUUCUUUUGAUUCGUGUGUUCUUCUUCUGUCUGUGUAUGGAGGAAUGCUGCAAAUGACGGGAACUUCUUUUGCUUUAACCCCCCGCUUGCCUCCAUAAAGCUGCCAAGAUUAUUUGUUCCUUGUUUAGUUCUGCAAGAAAUUACAGCUAGUAUUAGUUAGUCAAACGAACCUUGGCUUUGGUUUGAAGACUUCUUAUUUAAGUUAUCUAGCCAAUUUUACUUGCAUUGCCUGGUUCGGGGACUGUGAAUUGGAGGUUCCUUACUUCCUCUCCUUUCGGAUUGGACGAAUUCUCGAUAGAUUUUGGGGAAUCUAGUUUACCUUGUCGUUUGUUGGACAUGGAUGCCAAGGAUAAUGGCGAUUUGGGGUUUCGACGGAGAGGUGGUGGUGGUGGUGGGAGUGGGAGCAUUUUCAAUUGUCUUCCUUCGGGGAUGUAUGCUACUCAGCAGCAGUCUGAGAAUGUUGAUGGAAUACCAACGACUUCGAUGCCCAUCUCCAUCAGCAAAUCCUCCGAUGUGGUGGACUCAUUCUUGGGUUCUGGGUGGGAUCCGUUUGUUUCGCAGGCACAGAAUGUCGAAUUCAAAGUUUCUUCAGCGGCUUCUUCCCAUUCCAGUCAGAUUUCUUCUUCUCCUUACUCCGUUGGUUUUCUGGAAACUCAGGGAGUCAGUGGCAGCUCCCACUUUGGUCGGUAUCCAUCAGAUCAUCAUAGUCUUGUCGGCCUCACACACUAUGGCAGUGGGAGCUUCUCAGAGAUGGUUACUCCCUUUGCCCUGACUGAGGAUGAUGCCCAGAUAGUUAACAGAGAGGGCGGCACCGAUAAAACCUCAGUGACUUCAAGGAAUGGCUCUACUUUUCCAGAAGAUCAUCACCGUAUUAUGGAUGAGGGUGCUGGGCGCUCUUCGCCCAGUGGGAAGAAAAGGAGAAGGGGACCUGAGACCCAACCUAAAUUGGAUUCCGCUCAGGGUAUAGAAGCUGAGGGGAAGAAGGAUGUUUCGGAGGAGAUGUCUGAAGGUUCCAAAGAGCAGGAUGAGAAGAAACAGAUGACUGAACAGAGCCCAGGUGCAAAUUUGCCUGAUAAGCCAACCGGUAAACAGGGUAAAGACCGUUGCCAGAAAGAAGAAGGUCCAAAAGAAGAGUACAUUCAUGUCCGAGCUAGACGAGGCCAAGCCACCAAUAGUCACAGCCUUGCUGAGAGGGUGAGAAGAGAAAAGAUUAGCGAAAGGAUGAGGUUUCUACAAGAUCUCGUUCCAGGAUGCAACAAGAUUACUGGUAAAGCGGUAAUGCUUGAUGAGAUUAUCAACUAUGUGCAAGCGCUGCAACGGCAGGUCGAGUUUCUGUCAAUGAAACUUGCCACUGUCAACCCAGAGCUCAAUAUUGACAUAGAUAGGACUCUAUCCAAAGAUAUUCAAGGUGGAGGUUCAGCUGUUCUUGGAUUCAGUCCAGGAAUGAGCUCUCCUCUUCCCCACCCACAAAUAGCUCCACAGGGAGCCUUGCCAACCGUUCAGAAUGUGAACCCCCAGUUGCACUCUAUGCUUCAGGUACCAAAUGUAUGGGAUGACGAGGUUCAAAGAGCCAUACAGUUGGGAUUUGUCUCCAAUCAAAAUCUUGACAGUUUGGGCAGAAUGGUUUCAUGAAGGUAGAGCUAUAGAUGUUUCUUCCCAAAAGGCACAUCCCUUCUAACAGAAGUCCUUCAAUGGGCCAGCUAAUUGAGCAUUUCAUUUCUCUCUCUUUUAUUUAAAAAAAAUUUCUUUUAAAGAUCUAGCAUAAUUAAGAAAACGGGGGCGUAUAGAACUCUUCUGAAGCUGUAUAGUCCAGCUCCUACCGUUUGUUCUUCGAAUUUUAGUAGAAGAAGGUGACUUUGAUUGGCUCAAACACUGUGUAUAGCAGUAAAGCAUAGUUGACUGAGUGAGAGAAGAUUUUUUUUGUGUUUGUUACAGAAGAGAUUGUGCAUGUAAGAAGCACUUUUGUAUUUAAGGAGGAGCUGUAACUGAAAGAUUGUUUAUAGGGUGCAUGAAGUUGGGAAAGAUGGGACUUAGCUGUCUUUCAUUUUUUUUCUUCUCUUUUAUGCUAAUUGGACUGAAGCUUUCUGAUUGAGCCAAGGGAUUGAUUUGAAUGGAAUAAAUAUUCCGUGUCCUGAAAUACCAA